GACCUUUCUCAUAUAUGUCCCUCUCCGCUUCUGCUCUCACAUAACGAAAUAGGGUAGAGCGAGCAGUGCAACACAACAUGCCCCCAUCCAGAGGAUCAUCUACCAGUACAACGACCACCAUGGCUGAAUUCGAUCCCUCUUCCGGACCUUCCCCCUCAAAACCAUCACCGCUUCGACGAUCAUCUGACCCCCCACCCAGCCCAAUCGUUCCUUCUCCUCACCAACUCCCUCAUGGAUGUAGCUAUGGGCCUCCACUUCCCCCUCAUCUUCAUCACCUUCUCCCUUCCUCGCUCCUCCCGUACCCUCCAGACAUACCACACCAUUCCAGGAAAUCAAAGGAGCAUAUAUCAGACACAGUAACGACGGCUACUUCGUCUCAACAGGUCAGUCCGAUCAGUCAAGGAUCUUCUUCUGAAAAGACCGUGACGAAUCCGACAGAGAUCAGAAUCAUCUGGGUCGACUUUCCUCCUCAAUCAACCAAAGACCCCUUUCACUUCCCUGUAUGGCGUAAGACUGCCAUCGUAUGCGUGGCCUCAUUCUUCACGUUGUUCACGGCUUUUUCCGUGUCUGGGUAUUCGAUAGGUAUAGAAAGUAUGAGCCGAGAUUUGGGGUGUACCACUCUUCAAGCUCAGGUCGGUCUGGGACUGUAUGCUUGGGGUUUCGGGAUCGCACCUUUGGUCUUAGCACCCAUAUCGGAAGAGUUUGGAAGACGAUGGGCUUACCUCGUGGCGAUCGUCAUGUACACGGUGCUCCACCUCGGGAUGGGACUGGCUCAAAAUACCGCGACCAUCCUCGUCGUACGCUUUCUACUGGGCGUGAGUGGAUCAGUAGGCGCAACCUUGGUUGGAGGUACCAUCAGUGAUAUCUACGAGCCGCAAGAUCGUGGUUGGCCAAUGUCCAUCUUCUCAGUGUGUGCACUGUGCGGAAGUGGAAUCGCAGCUCCUCUCAUGGCCUGUGUGGAAGCUACCCGCCAUCUUGAAUGGCGAUGGAUACAGUGGAUCCAGAUGAUCGUCAUGACCGCUUACAUCCCUUUCGUUUACUUUGUCCUACGUGAAACCCGUGCACCUGUCAUUCUUCGUCGGCGGGCGAAGCAUCUCCGGGAUCAACGGGGACUCCAAGAUGGUGGUAGAUACACGGCCAGAUCAGAGAUUGAUAAAGUUGGCUUUGGUCAAGCAGUCCGUACUUCUUUGUAUCGACCAAUACUCUUUUUAUUUACGGAACCUGUGGUCUUGUUCUUUUCAUGCUGGGUUUCCCUCGGUUGGGCUGUUUUAUAUGUAGAGUUAGAUGGUCUCGACUUUAUUUUCAGCAGAGUGUACAACUUCUCAAUCAAGCAAGUUGGUCUGGUGUAUCUUGUCAUCUGUAUUGGUGGGAUUCUCGGAUUUAUUUUGAAUUUCUGGCAAGAUGCUGUGUAUCGACGAAAGUUUGAAAAACGCGGUGUGGAAGCAAGACUUUAUGCACCAAUGGUAGGAGGUAUCACUCUUGCAGGAGGAUGUUACAUGUUCGCUUUCACCAGUCGAUCAGAUAUUCAUUGGAUUGUUCCUUGUAUCGCUCAAGUCAUCAUUUUCGCAAGCAUUUUUACAAUCUAUAUAGUUUCUUUCGUUUACGUGGCGGAAUGUUAUGGUUCUUACGCUUCAUCGGCCAUUGCAGGUAAUUCGUUUUUGAGAAAUAUGGUCGGUGGGGGUUUGUCCUUCGGAACCACUCAAAUCUACGAAAAACUCACUCCUAAAUGGGCCAUCUUCCUCUUCGGUAGUAUCGCCGCUGUACUCGCCAUCGUACCUUUUGUAGCAUUUUUCUACGGUCCCAUCAUCAGAGCUCGUAGUCCUUAUUCAAAGUUACUCAUGGCGGAAGAAAUGGAAAGAAUGGAACAAUCCAAUAUGGUCUCUGAUUUGGCUCAAAGAGAGAUUGAUGAUGAUGAUUUCGGUGGUGGUGAACGAGGACGUGGUGUUUCUCAUCGUGUAUAAGUACGAGUACAGCAGGAAAGUCAAAAUAUCCAGCUGUUAUACGUCUACGAAGCUUAUGCUAUGCUGUUCCUAAGAACUGAAGAGAGAAGAGGUCAUGAUGCAUUUUCAUUGUCUGUU
Molecule: messenger RNA, 2078 nt
Organism: Tremella mesenterica DSM 1558
Lineage: Eukaryota; Fungi; Basidiomycota; Tremellomycetes; Tremellales; Tremellaceae
Exons: 11
Coding region: 78-1961 (627 amino acids)
Biological process (GO): transmembrane transport
Cellular component (GO): membrane
Molecular function (GO): transmembrane transporter activity
Source: RefSeq, a predicted model, not a curated record